This is a messenger RNA of Rodentolepis nana, 228 nucleotides long. The record is from the annotation of a GenBank genome assembly. NCBI's taxonomy places the organism in Eukaryota, Metazoa, Platyhelminthes, Cestoda, Cyclophyllidea, Hymenolepididae.
AUGUCCGCACGCACCUCUACUCGUGCACAUGAGAGUAGAAGGAGGACAGGAGACACACGCACUAAGCAUGUUAUCCCCCCCCCCUCCCCCCUCCCACAUGCGAUUAGCAGCAGCAGGAGCAGCGCCAGCCAACCUGUGCUCCUCGUUGUGUCUUCAGGGAGCCUGUCAGCCUCCGUCUCUCCUCUUCUCCUCCCUUCUUCUGCCCACGUGCCACCCCUUUCACCUUAA